AUGAUGUCUGAUAAUGAACACCAUCAUCGCCACUUCCAUCCUGGUGAAACAAUACAAUCAUCAUCUUCAUCAUCAUUGGAUAUGAGUAUGGACAUUGACAUUGAUAUGUCCAAAGCAUCAAGGGAUGAUCUUAUUGCCUGUAUCAAGAUGCAGUCACAACACAUCAACAAGUUAAAGAUCAACAACAAAGACAACAACAACAACAACAACAACAAAAUGUACAUAGACGAGAUGAUGAGCUUGGUGCAGCAGCAACAACAACAACACGAGGGACAAACAAAUCACAUGAUGGUGCAAUUGAACCAUCAACAAUCACAUCAGAAGGAAGAUGAGGAGUUGGACGAUGACCACCUGCUCACACUACUGGGCUUGAAAGAAGAGGAGGACAAGAAGGAGAAGAAGAAUAACCAUGUGGUGGACACUGCACAUUCAAACUUGCUUGAAGAGAGCAAGAAAAAGGAUAGUCAACUGGAUAAACUGAUUGGACAAGUCAAUGAUGAUUACAAUAUUACAAUGACAAAGUUCAUCGGAGAACGAGACAAGUUACUUGCAAAGUUCAAUCAUCAGAGAGUCAACAUUCAACAGGUGAUCGAUGGUCUGAGCGCGGAUCUUCAGGUCAAGGAAGAGGAGAUUUCAAACCUCGUACAACAACAUGAGUCCAAUCAUCUAGAGUUGGUCAAGGUGCGAGAACAACUCAUUGAGAAGGAGGACGUUAUAAAGCGAAUGGAACAGUCAUCAUCAUCUCCAUCACCACUGGGGCAUGACAACAAGUCAGAAGCUGACGACAAGAUCAAUAAGCUAAAGAACCUGUUGGCAGCGGCACAGAAGCACGUCACAGACUUGAAGAAACAGAUUGCUGACAAGACAUUGGAGGUUGGCAAUCUGCAAGAGCGGGUGAAGGAGUUGGAGCACAAUCAAUUGGAUGAAGACUCAAUGUCGCAGGACUAUCAUGAGAUGAAGAGGAACUAUGAAUACAAUCUUCAGAGGAUCAAGAUACUGGAGAAUCAGCUGACCAACACCAACUCUGUGCAUGUCAAACUACAAGAGGAGUUUGCAUCCUACAAGACAAACAUUGAAGGUGUGAUCGAUGUGGCACUCUCCAAGCAACAAGACAAUCAAUUGAAGGAGAAGGAUAGAUUGAUACAGAGUCUAAGAGAGGACCUGGAACGUUUGAGGCCAAACAAUGGAGCUACACUUGCCAAUGGAAUGGACUCAACGAAGACAACACAGGCGUCUAUGGAUCCGGUUGUACCGAUGCCUAUUAUGGACUUUGAUCAACUACUUCCAACAUCUAAUCAUCAUCAGAAUGGUAAUGGUAAUGGAAAUGGAAAUGGCAAUGGCAAUGAUACGACUGAUUUAUUAGAACCUGGAUCAGAGAUUGAUAAGAUAUUACACAACUAUGCCAAAAUACAAGCUAAUAGGGAUGAGGAGCUAAGGAAGUCAUUUGCCGAACUUAAAGUACUCAGAUAUCUUUUGUCGGAGAGUGAGAAGAUGGAACAAAAGCAUGUGGAACAAGCUGCAGCGUUGAAGAAUGAAAUCAGGAGGCUGGAGAAGGAGCUUAAGAGGGAUCCACAAGAGUUUGUAUUCCUCAAAAAUAACAUACUUGGCUUUAUUGAGAGAGAUGAGCUACAAUUCAUCGAUGUAAUUGGAAGGAUAGUGGAGUUCACUCCUGAGGAGUUAAGUAAGGCACGUGACUGGCAUACCAUCCGCAAGGUGUCCAAGGACUCAAAGAGUGGAGGUUCAUGGAAGAUUUGG
Molecule: messenger RNA, 1755 nt
Organism: Acytostelium subglobosum LB1
Lineage: Eukaryota; Evosea; Eumycetozoa; Acytosteliales; Acytosteliaceae
Exons: 5
Source: RefSeq, a predicted model, not a curated record